AUGGCUAAAGCGACCAGACCUAUUCAGCGUAACGAGGAACAUUAUGUCGCCAAGAUGAAUUUCAGAAGCGAGAAGAUUUUACAAAGUCAAAUUCAACGAUUAAACAAAGAGAAACUCUUGCAUGUGAAAGGCUUGAACGCCCAGAUACGAAGCUACGAGCGCAAACUCCAAAAAAUAAAAGACAGGGUUCUUGAAGUUGACAAGCUUUCGCGGAACUCUUCGGAUCCAUCUCAACGGCUUCCUACUCGAGAUCACUUUAGCAAACUAUCAAGCGAUACAACUCGCCAAAGACAAAUGGCAACCGGCGUUGGUUACUCCUACAUAGACCAACUUCUUGGAGCAUCGAAACCCCUUGUAAGUCGACCGUUGAGAUGGGGAAUAAACCCAUCUCUACCAAGUCUUCAACAACAGCCUUCUAAACCGAUUACUCUUGUCAGUGAUUCUUUCAACUCUAAGGCAUUUUUGACGGAGAUUAAAGGUCAGCCAAUCUAUCUUCGACCGCGAGAGGCCGUGUUUCUUAAAAGGCAACUCAGGCCCAAUGCUCUUUUACUGCCUCCCAUUACUUUGAAACAGAAAGACUUCGACGAAAAGGGAUCAGAAACUAGUUUGAUUCCGAGGGAUUCUCUUUCCGAAAAAGCUAAACUCCAGGAACUGGAUCUCUCGAGGGAAGAUGACGAAAUGAAAAAUCAAGAUGGAGCCUCUCAACUCUCUCCUAUUCCUGAGAUUGUGGAGGAAGCUGUGCAAGUUUCGAGAGAAGCGCGGAAAAAUGAUAGACAAGAACCAACUGAAAUUUCAGGACAAAAAGAAUCGAGAUUAGAGGAAGAACCGACUGGUUCUGAAACAUCCAACUUUUUGAAUGAGCCUAACAUCGUUGUUGAAAAGCGCGAGCCAAUUUUGGACAAGGAAAUGAAUGAGCUUCGCAGUUCAUCUAUACAUGGUCAUUUUUCUACCGAAUGCGAGUUUCCAACGCAUGGCUCAGAAAAUUUUACACGAAGCACAGAGCUGCUUCAUGAAACAAAUGACCAGCAAAACGAAAACAAGGCUAAUUCUUCUCGCUAUGAGCUUCAUGGUCGAAGAUUUUCGUUGUGA
Molecule: messenger RNA, 1089 nt
Organism: Porites evermanni
Lineage: Eukaryota; Metazoa; Cnidaria; Anthozoa; Scleractinia; Poritidae
Source: the annotation of a GenBank genome assembly